CGUUUCUGCAAAGAACCAAAAACCACAAAACCAAAUCUCAACAAAAUGGCAUUCAAGAUCGUGUUCGCUCUUGCCUUCGUCGCCGUGGCCAGCGCCGGCUACGCCCCAAUUGCCGCACCCCAGGUGUACCAUGCCGCCCCUGCUGUGGCCACCUACGCCCACGCACCCGUCGCCGUGGCCCAGAAGGUCGUGGUCAAGGCCGCCGAGGAGUACGAUCCCCAUCCCCAGUACCGUUUCUCGUACGGAGUCGACGACAAGCUGACCGGCGACAACAAGGGACAGGUUGAGGAGCGCGACGGAGAUGUGGUCCGCGGCGAGUACUCCUUGAUCGAUGCCGAUGGCUACAAGAGGACCGUCCAGUACACCGCCGAUCCCAUCAACGGAUUCAACGCCGUGGUGAACCGUGAGCCCCUCGUCAAGGCCGUCGCCGUUGCUCCCGUUGUGAAGACCGUUGCCGCCGCCCCUGUCGCCCACUAUGCUGCCCCCGCUGCCUACACCUCGUACGCUGCCCCAGCUGUCGUGAAGACCGUUGCCCCCGUUGCCCACUACGCUGCCCCUGCUGUGGUCAAGACUGUGGCUCCAGUUGCCCACUACGCCGCUCCAGCUGUCGCUCACUACGCUGCCCCAGCUGUGGUCAAGACUGUGGCUCCCGUGGCCCACUAUGCCGCCCCUGCCACGUACACCUCGUACGCCGCCCCCGCCGUUUACAACUUUGCCUACGACGUCCAGGACGCUCUCUCCGGGGACUCCAAGAGCCAGGUUGAGUCCCGCGAUGGGGAUGUGGUCCAGGGCGAGUACUCGCUGGACGAUGCCGAUGGCUUCCGUCGCACCGUCAAGUACACGGCUGACUCUGUGAACGGAUUCAAUGCCGUUGUGCACCGCGAGCCCCUAGCCCAUGUGCACCACAAGGUGGUGGCCGCUGCUCCCGCUCAGUACCAUCAUGCCCCCGCCACCCCCGCUGCCGUGAUCAAGACCUAUGCCGCUCCAGCUCCAGCUUAUGUGGCCCCCGCUUACACUGCUCCCGCCUACACCGCCCACCACGAGGUGCAGCAGCCCCAGCAGCACCAGAUCGAGCAUGUGCAUGUCCAACAGCCGGCUCAGGAACAGGAUCACCAGCAGCACCACUAUGCCAGCUACGAGUCACCCGCCCACUCGCAGGCCGCCCACGAGGGCCACGAGUACUACCACCACCAGUAAGGGGUUACCUCCAGCCACAGAUCACCUGACGAGCGAAAGUAUUAACUCUGCAUCCACUAUAUCGCGAUAACUCAUUUAGACAUUAUCCUAGUUCUGUUGAUUAGUCUUACUCAUCCUGUAAAUAUUUCUAAUAAACUACCUACC
Drosophila kikkawai is the source of this 1341-nucleotide messenger RNA. Lineage: Eukaryota; Metazoa; Arthropoda; Insecta; Diptera; Drosophilidae. The record is from RefSeq and is a predicted model, not a curated record.